Danio rerio (zebrafish) is the source of this 3922-nucleotide messenger RNA. The record is from RefSeq and is a predicted model, not a curated record. NCBI's taxonomy places the organism in Eukaryota, Metazoa, Chordata, Actinopteri, Cypriniformes, Danionidae.
CCUCUCUCCAGAAAGUCACUUCAGAGAGCUGCUUGUGUACUCGUGUUCUCUCUCUCUCUCUGUGUAUCGCUCUCUCUCUUUCUCUCUCUCUCUCCUCCUCCUCCUCUCUCUCUCUCUCUCUCUCUCACUGGUGUGUGUGUGCCUCAGUCGAUCUCCGCUGCUCAGUUCAUCAUGUUGGCUGGAGAAUGCUGCGUGCGGCAGCGCUCUCUCUCCUGCCCUGGCGCGGGACGCAUCUGUCCCACCCGCCGCAGCUGAGCACCCUCACAGAAGAGGACGAGCCGGAGCGACACAAGCAGCAGGACGAGGACGACGAGGAGGUCUCAGGGGUCCAGCAAGACCCUAUGUUCCAACAGACCGCUUACCUGCUGGAGGGUCCCGAGGACAUGGGGGUGUCGUCCUGCGGGCUGAAGUCUCCAGAUUGGGUCUACGAGUCCUACUACCGAAUGAGCCAGCAGCAUCCACUCAUCGUGUUCCUGUUGCUCAUCGUGAUGGGAGCGUGCCUGGCACUGCUCGCCGUGUUUUUCGCCUCUGGGCUGGACAUGGAGGAACACAUGGCCUUCAUCAUGACUGUGCCUACAACACUGGCCAUUUUUUUGGCCAUCUUCAUUCUUGUCUGCAUCGAGUCUGUCUUCAAAAAGCUCCUUCGCCUCUUCUCCCUGCUCAUCUGGGGCUGUCUGGUUGCCAUGGGUUACCUCUUCAUGUUUUUCGGUGGGAUCAUCUGUCCGUGGGACCAGGUGUCGUUUUUCCUGUUUAUUGUGUUUGUGGUCUACACCAUGCUGCCGUUCUCCAUGAGGGAUGCCGUCAUCGCUAGUGUCCUCACUUCAUCCUCCCACACGCUAGUGCUCAGCAUCUGCCUCUCCAACACUAGCGACCACAUGGAGGCCCUCGUCUGGCAGAUCCUUGCCAACAUCAUCAUCUUCAUCUGUGGAAAUGUGGCAGGGGCCUAUCACAAACACCUGAUGGAUCUGGCUCUUAAACAGACGUACCACGACACCUGCAACUGCAUCAAGUCUCCCAUCAAACUGGAAUUUGAGAAGCAUCAGCAGGAGCGUCUUUUACUAUCCCUGCUUCCCGCCCACAUCGCACGGGUCAUGAAGGCGGAGAUCAUCCAGAGACUGAAGGGACCCAACUUCAGCCAGGCGGAAAACACCAACAACUUCCACAACCUCUAUGUACAGAGGCACACUAAUGUAAGCAUUCUGUACGCAGACAUUGUUGGAUUCACACGUCUGGCCAGUGACUGUUCACCUGGAGAACUGGUCUACAUGCUCAAUGAGCUUUUCGGCAAAUUUGACCAGAUAGCCAAGGAUAAUGACUGCAUGCGGAUCAAAAUUCUAGGCGACUGCUAUUACUGCGUAUCGGGGCUGCCGGACCCUCUGUUGGACCAUGCCAAGAACUGUGUGAAGAUGGGGCUGGACAUGUGUGAGGCCAUCGAGAAGGUGAGAGAAGCCACCGGUGUUGACAUUAACAUGCGUGUUGGAGUGCAUUCUGGAAAUGUUCUCUGUGGUGUCAUCGGCCUUCAGAAAUGGCAGUAUGAUGUUUGGUCACAUGAUGUCACCCUGGCCAAUCACAUGGAGGCGGGCGGUGUUCCUGGACGGGUUCACAUCUCUUCUGUGACGCUGGAACAUUUGAAUGGAGCAUAUAAGGUCGAGCAGGGCAACGGACAAAGCAGAGAUUCAUACCUGAAAGAGCACGGCAUCGUCACAUAUCUAGUCAUCAACCCGAAGGCAGAAAAGCGCAGUCCUCUGCUUCUCUCUGCUAUUCGGCCCACUAUGUACGGAGCGAAGAUGAGAGCGUCUGUCCGCAUGACGCAGUACCUGGAGUCCUGGGGAGCUGCUAAACCUUUUGCUAACCUCCACCAUCGAGACAGCAUGACCAAUGAGAAUGGAAUGAUCAACACACGGGAUGUCCCAUUAGGGCAGUACAACUGUCAGCAAAGGUCUGAAAGAACAAAAUCUCAGAAGAAGAGAUUUGAAGAGGAGUUAAAUGAAAGAAUCAUUCGCACUAUUGAUGGCAUCAACUCACAGAAACAGUGGCUGAAAUCAGAGGAUAUUCAAAGGAUAUCUCUGUUCUUUCAUAACAAGGCACUUGAAAAAGAGUACAGAGCCACGACUCUGCCGGCCUUCAAGUACUACGUCACCUGUGCUUGUCUCAUUUUCUUCUGCAUCUUCAUAGUGCAGGUUUUAGUCUUGCCAAAAACCACCGUUCUUGAAGUAUCGUUUGGAAUGGCCUUCCUGCUGCUCGCCUUGAUCCUCUGCAUUUGUUUUGCCGGUCAUAUACUGCAAUGGGGCAAAGCUGCUUCCUGCACAAUGCCCAGGCUCCCCAGCUCCUCUAAAGUCAUCACCAACAAGCCCUGGAUACGACUCGCGCUCACUAUGGCAACAACUGCACUUAUCCUAGUCAUGGCCGUAUUCAACAUGUUUUUUUUAGGUGAAGACAGGAUGGUUGCAUCAACUUCACUUAAUAUUUCUAACAGCAGUAUGGAUGGGCCAUAUGGUCAGAUCACAAACUCCUCAAACAACAAGUUCUACUUGCCUUAUUUUAUCUACAGCUGCAUUUUGGGAUUGAUCUCGUGCUCCGUGUUCCUGAGGAUAAACUAUGAGCUGAAGAUGAUAAUUAUGCUCGGCGCUGUAGUGGCUUACAAUAUCAUCAUUCUCCAGACUCAUGCCUCCAUCCUGGACGACUACAGCAUGGCUCUCUACAAAACCCAGCAACCAGACCGGCCGGGUGUUCUGAAAGAUCUGAAAACCAUGGGCUCCAUCUCAUUGUUCAUUUUCUUCGUCACUUUGCUUGUGCUGGCGAGGCAGAAUGAAUAUUACUGUAGGUUAGACUUCCUCUGGAGGAACAAGUUUAAGAAAGAGUGUGAGGAGAUCGAGACCAUGGAGAACCUGAAUCGGGUGCUUUUGGAGAACGUUCUACCUGCCCAUGUGGCCGAACAUUUCUUGGGCCGGAACUGGAAGAAUGAGGACCUCUACCAUCAGUCAUACGAUACAGUGUGUGUGAUGUUUGCGUCUAUCCCAGACUUCAAGGAGUUCUACACAGAAUCUGAUGUUAAUAAAGAGGGGUUGGAGUGUCUCAGGCUCCUCAAUGAGAUUAUAGCAGAUUUUGAUGAGCUGCUGUCAAAGCCUAAAUUCAGUGGUGUGGAGAAGAUCAAAACUAUUGGCAGCACAUACAUGGCUGCAACAGGGCUGAACGUCACCCCUGGACUAGAGUACGCGCAGUAUCACGACCGGCAGUACAUGCACAUCGGGACCAUGGUGGAGUUUGCAUUCGCUCUGGUGGGGAAGCUUGACGUCAUCAACAAACAUUCCUUUAAUGACUUCAGGAUGCGAGUGGGAAUAAACCACGGUCCAGUAAUUGCAGGGGUAAUCGGAGCACAGAAACCACAAUACGAUAUCUGGGGGAACACUGUAAACGUAGCCAGCAGGAUGGAGAGCACAGGGGUGCUUGGGAAAAUCCAGGUCACGGAGGAGACAAAUUGGAUCUUACAGACAUUGGGCUACAUGUGUUCCUGUCGAGGGAUCAUCAACGUGAAGGGAAAGGGGGAUCUGCGAACCUUCUUCGUCCACACCGAGAUGACGCAGUCUUUAUCACAAGGGAAUGUAAUGCCUUGAACCCAAGUCCCACACAUCGUACACGAUAUUGAAUAAAUACAUGUACAGUUCAAUAUAACUUUGGCCUGUUGUAGUGGAGCUCUGCAGCGUUCUGUUCGCAGCACAUAAAGUAGAUUAUCUCUGCAUUGCUUUAAAAGUAAUGGUCGGCUCAGAGGCUCUGUGUAACCCAGACGUGUCAUUGUGUGUCGCUCAAUCCAUAAUUUAAAGCAGCUGAUGACGAUUUUUGUAAAAUAAAGACACUUAGAAAAGGGGGCCAUGUUUUGAUGCUAUCAUUUUGUUAUCCAUUAAAAUUUAUAUACAAACAUCAA